Lecanosticta acicola is the source of this 539-nucleotide messenger RNA. The record is from the annotation of a GenBank genome assembly. NCBI's taxonomy places the organism in Eukaryota, Fungi, Ascomycota, Dothideomycetes, Mycosphaerellales, Mycosphaerellaceae.
AUGGCAACCAUCGACCAGCAACAAGAGCAGACAUCCAUUCGCAUCGUCGACGACAAAUCCGUGGAGAUACGCGACAGCAAGCAAGUGAUUUUUAAAUACACAUUCAAGAAUACGAGCCUUCUGGAGGAGGCGCGUACACUGCCGUACGGCGCUGCGAGCGGGCCUCAAUUUGACAACCGAGACCUGGCCAUGGCGGGUGAUGGACUCAUCACCCGACUCAUUCAAAGACGCUGGAGACAAAGCGCUCGCCCACGCAGUAAGUCAUCUCACGUAUAACAUCUCCAGGUAAAGAACGAAGAUUGUGCUAACGCGUGGUUCUAGGCGUCUAUUUAGAGCUCUACCAAUUCGGGAUGCAGUCAAACGCCUAUAUGGCUCACAUCGCAGACCAGCGCGGCCUCAUUGAAAAUUGCAUGAAGCGUAAUGGCCUCCCAGUCCGUAGCGCCGAUGUGGACCAGCAUACCAAGGGCGAUAGCGACAUUGGAUGCAGGCAUCCAGCUAUCAUGUCCUUCAAACCGAGCAUUAUCUCAACGGCCUCGUGA